AUGCCCAACUGCACCACUGUAACCGAGUUCCUCCUCCUGGGCUUCUCUGACACUCGGGAGCUGCAGAUCUUACACUUUGUCAUCUUUCUCACAGCAUACCUGGCAGCUCUGGUGGGGAACCUCCUUGUUAUCACUGUUGUAACUACGGACCACCACCUCCACAGCCCCAUGUACUAUUUUUUGGCAAAUUUGUCCAUCCUUGACCUUGGAUCCAUCUCCGUCAUUGUCCCCAAGUCCAUGGCCAAUUCACUCUUAAACACCAGGACAAUUUCCUAUGCUGGGUGUGUCUCCCAGGUCUUUUACUUGUUCCUUUUUUGUACAGCUGGUUUUGCACUCCUAACUAUCAUGGCAUAUGACCGGUACAUUGCCAUCUGCAAGCCACUGCAUUAUGAGAUAAUAAUAAACAGGAGAGCUUGCAUCCAGAUGGCUGCCAGUGCCUGGGUUGUUGGUGCCAUCAACUCUGCACUGCACACUGAGAACACCUUUAGUCUACCCUUCUGCCACUCAAAUAUCAUCAACCAGUUCUUCUGUGAAAUACCCCAGCUGCUCAAGCUUCAGAUCUUCACCGCAGUGUGGAGAAUCCCCUCGGAGCAGGGCCGGCAGAAAGCCUUCUCCACCUGCAUUCCUCACCUUAUCGUGGUCUCCCUGUUUCUUUCCACUGCCGGCAUUACCUACUUUAAGCCCAUCUCGGACUCCCCGUCCCCCCUGGAUCUCCUGGCAGCUGUUCUGUAUUGUGUGGUACCUCCAUUGAUGAAUCCGGUCAUCUACAGCAUGAGGAACAAGCAGAUCCAAGCUGCCCUCAAGCAACUUCUCCACAGGCUGAUCCUCUCCAAAACCAAUCUGCCCAUCUUUGUUUCAUGA
Messenger RNA from Alligator sinensis (Chinese alligator), 861 nucleotides. RefSeq names its product olfactory receptor 14A16-like. Gene Ontology annotation, biological process: G protein-coupled receptor signaling pathway. Gene Ontology annotation, cellular component: membrane. Gene Ontology annotation, molecular function: olfactory receptor activity; G protein-coupled receptor activity. The record is from RefSeq and is a predicted model, not a curated record. The coding region runs from base 1 to 861 and encodes 286 amino acids. The transcript has a single exon. Lineage: Eukaryota; Metazoa; Chordata; Crocodylia; Alligatoridae.